UCAUUUGUCAUUGUUUGUCAAGUUGCGGUGUGGUUAGCGUGUUGUGGUCUGCGCACGUGUGGUUGAUUUUGUUAUUUUCAGUAAAAACCCCAUCAAUUUAGUAUUAAAAUGGGUAAAAUAAAACUAGAACAUGUGGAGCCAGAAGAUCAAGCUGACGUUAGUGUUAAAACUGAGCCACAAACUUACGAUGAAAAAGUCGAACAUUGCAGUGUGAUUGCCAAACCGAUGGCGCCGAAGAAACUUAGCAAAAAGAUAUAUAAACUCAUCAAGAAAUCUACAUCUCACAAAAACUACCUUAGGAAUGGCCUGAAAAUCGUACAAAAACAACUGCGGCUAGGUGAAAAAGGGCUGGUAUUUUUCGCUGGAGACAUUUCACCAAUCGAAAUCAUGUGCCACUUACCUGCCGUUUGCGAAGAAAAGGACAUUCCAUACUGCUACACACCUAGUCGUAAGGACAUUGGAGCCGCUAUGGGCACCAUGAGAGGCUGUGUUAUGGUGCUUGUAAAAGAACAUGACGACUACAAAGAUUUGUACCAAGAAGUACGAAGUGAGAUCAAAUUGCUCGGACACCCAGUCUAGGUUGUAAGUUAAGAUUGUACUAUUUUACGUAGAUGAUUAUGGUCAUAUCUUGUAGUGUUCAUGUACCUCUGUAUAAUUAGAUUCAGAUAUUGACAUUGGUAACAUAACAAUUCGGUAUUGUUGUAUACAUUCUAUCUAUAUCAAUAUAGGAAUUGGCUGUGGGUCGAAAAGUUAUUUUUAUUAUGGCACAUUUACUCUGUAAUUACCAUGUACUUUUUCAAUCAUUCUUUAUAGCAAUAUUUCAUAAUUUAGUUUACAGAAAUAUUUAAAUGUGCCUUUCUUUUCUCAUGGUCUGUUGUAGCUCCGAGUUUGUAGAUUUUUCACUCACACUAUUCUAUGUAUUCUAGUAGUGUCUACCUCAAUAUAACUUGUUUGGUAAACUUACUUUAAGUAUGCAUUGAUCUUUUCUUCAAGAUAAGAAAUUGCCAAACAUAAUACAAAUUUUUGUAGCACUAGCUAAUGGCUGUAAUUAGUACUUUAUUGACAAGUCAUAAGGCAUGAAUUUGAACAACUUUGUAAAAUUUAUUUGUCAUAAAUGGACACCAGAUGUUGCAAUUAUACCUACCAGUGUGUAUUUCUUUAUCUUGUGACUAUACUUUUUAAGAUAUAUUCAUUACAUUUCAAUAGUCUUUAUUCUAUUAGCGAUAAGGAUGUAAUUCAACCGUCUUGCUGGUAUUUUGAACAUGCAUUAUUUGACAGUACUUGGUGGCUUAAAAUCUGUCUGAGAAAUACAAUUUUAUUAAUGUUUAAGUUAGGUUAAGCAGAAAAUAUUGGUGUGCAAGAAAUGUGAAAUGUUAUUGUGCUGUUCUUGUGUACUAAGAUUUUUUUUAAAUAGACAAUUUAUUACCUA
Spodoptera frugiperda (fall armyworm) is the source of this 1429-nucleotide messenger RNA. RefSeq names its product H/ACA ribonucleoprotein complex subunit 2-like protein (gene NHP2). The transcript is spliced from 2 exons. Gene Ontology annotation, biological process: rRNA pseudouridine synthesis; snRNA pseudouridine synthesis. Lineage: Eukaryota; Metazoa; Arthropoda; Insecta; Lepidoptera; Noctuidae. Gene Ontology annotation, molecular function: box H/ACA snoRNA binding. Gene Ontology annotation, cellular component: box H/ACA snoRNP complex. The coding region runs from base 109 to 579 and encodes 156 amino acids. The record is from RefSeq and is a predicted model, not a curated record.